Messenger RNA from Stomoxys calcitrans (stable fly), 1029 nucleotides. Its product is annotated as esterase GA18864. The transcript is spliced from 2 exons. Lineage: Eukaryota; Metazoa; Arthropoda; Insecta; Diptera; Muscidae. Gene Ontology annotation, cellular component: cytoplasm; nucleus. Gene Ontology annotation, biological process: response to retinoic acid. The coding region runs from base 70 to 870 and encodes 266 amino acids. The record is from RefSeq and is a predicted model, not a curated record.
AUCUGUGCAUUUUUAACAGCCAACCUAACAGCUGAUUCAUUUUAAUUUUAUGUUUGGCAAAACACUGCAAUGACCAACGAGGCGACCUCGUCAAAGCAGAAGGACUCAUCAUCGAAUACUUUGGAGAUAACUGACAAAGUGCGGGUGUUGUGCUUACAUGGAUACCGUCAGAACGGAGAUGCGUUUAAAAGUAAAUUAGGAUCUUUCCGAAAGCACGUAAAUAAAUAUGCUGAAUUUGUUUUUGUUGAUGCUCCUCACAAAGCGAAGCCUCUGGAAGAGGGAGCCGAACCUCAAGCGGACCAGCUAAGUUGGUGGUUUAAUAAUGACGAUGGUUCCUUUAAAGGCACUAAUAAAAACGGUCCUGCGUUUGGCUUUCAAGAAAGUUUGAAGUUAGUUGAACAGACUUGGAAAACACAAGGACCAUUUCAAGGUCUAUUGGGAUUUUCACAGGGAGCCUGCUUUGUAGGCCUCAUUUGCGGUUUGGCAAAGAAGAAGCUAACUUCGAUCAAACCGGAAUUUGCCAUCUUGUCAUCCGGCUUCCUUUCGGGGAGUUUAGUUCACAAAAGUGCCUAUGAGGAAUCGGUCAUUAUACCUACCCUUCACAUAUAUGGGUUAUCCGAUGAAAUAAUACCCAAAGAAAUGAGUCAAGAAUUGGCCAACCUCUUUAAGAACGUUGAAGUUCUGGAGCACAAUGGAGGUCAUUACUUUCCUGCUACGUCACAACAAAAACAAACAUAUAUCAACUUCUUUCAAGACCGAUUACAAGAAUAUCUAGAAAAUCUUGAAUUGCAACAAACGUCUAAUGCGACAUUCGUAGAAGAUCAGCCACAAAAUGUGAUGUCUGAUGAACAACAUGAAGAGAGUGACUGAAAAUUGUAUUUAAUUGAGGCUUAUUAUUUAAAAUAACAACUUAGCAAAUAAUGGGCUGCAUAGACUUCUAUACAUUUAUUAUAUAAAAUGUAAAUGAAAAAAAUCCAACUAUGAACUUCAAUAAAAAACAAAAAAUUACAUAUACAUGUGUACACUAGA